Molecule: messenger RNA, 2043 nt
Organism: Aspergillus nidulans FGSC A4
Lineage: Eukaryota; Fungi; Ascomycota; Eurotiomycetes; Eurotiales; Aspergillaceae
Product: sodium:solute symporter family protein
Exons: 11
Coding region: 1-2043 (680 amino acids)
Biological process (GO): urea transmembrane transport; transmembrane transport; urea transport
Cellular component (GO): membrane
Molecular function (GO): spermidine transmembrane transporter activity; transmembrane transporter activity; urea transmembrane transporter activity
Source: RefSeq, a predicted model, not a curated record
AUGGCAGAGACAGCGGUUCAACCGCCGCUGUCGCAGGCGGUUGGGUACAUUGUCGUCGUCCUCAUCGGAGCCAUCAUCGCUCUGGUGAUGAUGUUGGUUACCAAGGUGCUCAAAAAGACAACUGGGGAAGACAACAAAAAGACCGAGAUGUUUAUGACUGCCAAUCGAACCGUCCGGACUGGUCUCACUGCCUCAGCUGUUAUCUCGUCCUGGUUAUGGUCAACUCAGCUGCUCGGCUCUUCUUUCACCGGCUACGACUAUGGCGUUUCUGGCCCCUUCUGGUUCGCUGCCGGUUGCAGUCCCAUGAUCGUCUUCUUCGCCCUAGUGGGAAUUUCAUGCAAGCGCAAGAUCCCAGAGGCCCACACCUCGCUCGAGGUGGUUCGCAUUCGAUACGGCCACAUUGCCCACGCUGUCUUCAUGGUUCUCUGUCUUGUGAACAAUAUCUUCGCCAGCGCCAACAUGCUUCUCGGUGCAUCGGCUGUGAUCUCGGCAAUCACCGGUAUGCAUAUAAUCGCCGCAACAUUCCUGCUGCCCGUCGGUGUGACUGUUUAUACAUUUGUUGGAGGCAUAAAAGCAACUUUCCUUACCGACUACUUCCACACAACCAUCAUUCUCAUCAUUGCCUGCUAUUUCUCAGUCAAGGCAUUCCAGUCUGACCAAAUCGGCUCGGUUGGCAACUUGUACGAGCUUCUCAAAUCGGCUGGCCAGCGGCACCCUGUCUCUGGGAACCAGGAUGGAACGUAUUUAACCAUGACCUCCAAAGAUGGAAUUCUCUUCGGGAUUCUGCACACCUGCUCCAACUUUGGUCUUGUGAUUAUGGACACGAGCUAUUUCAUCAAGGCGUUCUCAGCCUCGCCCAAGGCAGUUGUCCCAGGAUACGCGAUUGGAGGCGCCAUGUACUUCUCUAUUCCAUGGGCUCUCGGGACGGUGAUGAGCUCUGUUGCCCUGGGGUUGGAGAACCAGCCCAAUUUCCCAACCUACCCUCGAAGAAUGACUUCCUCUGAGGUCAGUGGUGGUCUUGUUCUCCCGUACGCCGCCAUGACCAUUGCAGGCAAAGGAGGAGCUGCAGCGGUCCUUCUCAUGAUCUUCAUGGCUGUGACAUCGACCCUAUCUGCCCAGGUGAUUGCCGUAAGCUCCAUCCUGAGUUUUGACGUAUAUCGCGAGUACUUUAAGCGAUCUGCGACGGACCGAGAUGUAAUCCGUGCCAGCCACCUUGGCGUCAUCUUUUUCGCGGCCUUCUGCGCUGGAUUCAGUACGAUGCUACACUACGUGGGCGUCGAUCUCGGCUGGACACUGUACAUGCUUGGCGUGGUUACCUGCCCAGGAAUCUUCCCUAUGGUCUUCACCGUGCUCUGGCGCCGACAGAGCAAAGCUGCUGCCAUUUUGUCGCCUAUCCUGGGAUUAGCAACUGGUCUAGCCGUCUGGCUUACCACUGCCGGUCAUUUCGGAGGCGAGGUGACCGUCGCUACCACUGGCCAAGUGCUACCGUGCGUCUAUGGCACCGUGGCCUCGGCCUUCUCGCCCAUCCUCUACUCCGUCCUGAUCACGCUUAUUCGCCCACAGGAUUAUGAUUGGAGUGAUUUCAAGAAGGAGAAGCUGUCGCUGGAAAAACUCGAGAGCGAUUUGACCACAGUGCACCAUGAAACACGCGACUCCACAGCAGGGAGCAUUGAGGACGGAGGCGUGAACAGCGCUGCUGUGAAAGCACAGGAGCUGAAGCGAUGGGGUCGGAUUGCAGCCUUCUGGGCGGUCGCGACAUUCUUGGGCCACUGGGUGCUGUGGCCACUUCCCAUGUAUGGCUCGCACUAUGUGUUUGGCAAGGGGUUCUAUAUUGCUUGGGUAGUGGUUGCCAUUAUCUGGCUUUGGGCAACAAUGUUCGUUGAGACGCUCUACCCCAUUGUCGACGGGGGUUACCAGCAGAUUUUGCAGGUCUACCGAGGCCUUCGUGGACGACAGCCAUUGCCCGCCGUUGCAAAACCUGGAGGAGAGUCUGCGGAUGGUUCAAUAAGUGAUGGCGCGCAGGGCGAGCAAGUUAAGGCUUAA